AUGAGACAAGAACUAGUCUUGAUACGAGAAAAAGAUGAUAUUGAUGCUAUUAUUGCUACAGAUGAAACAGAAAAACCAAAAAUUGAAAUUAAUAAACUUUAUUGGAAUGUACCUCAUAUUUUACCUAAUAUUAGCGAACAAUUGCGGCUAAACAAAAUAGUUCGUAGUAAUACGGAACUACCUAUAAAAUUUAGAAGUUGGGAAUUAAUUGAAUAUCCCACUUUAAAUAAUUCAACACGUCAUACUUGGCCAGUAAAAACAACUACAAAAUUAGAAAGUCCUCGGCAUAUUGUAGUAGCUUUCCAUGAUGGUCGAAAAGGAAAAAUGCUGAAAGAAAUGAGUAAAUUUGAUCACUGCAAUUUAACAAAUAUUCGUAUGUUCCUUAAUUCUGAGCGAUAUCCUUAUCAAGAUCUCAACUUGGAUUUUGACAGUAACCGUUUUGCAACAUUGUAUGAGAUGUUUGCUAAUUUCCAAGAAUCUUAUUAUCACCUUCAAACUAAUCAACCAAUAUUUAAUCCUGAAGAAUUUAAAAAUAAUGCCCCCAUAGUCCAUACUGACUGUUCAAGACAAAAAGAAAUUAUUCAAAGUGGUUCUGUUGUUUUGAGAAUAGAGUUUGAAACCAGUAAAUCUGUGGGAAAUAAUGUUUCCGCAUAUUGUCUAAUAUUACAUGAAAAAGAAUUCUUUUACAAUCCUUUAACCAAAAUUGUAAGACAACAAUAA
This is a messenger RNA of Diabrotica virgifera virgifera (western corn rootworm), 720 nucleotides long. RefSeq lists its product as uncharacterized. The transcript has a single exon. NCBI's taxonomy places the organism in Eukaryota, Metazoa, Arthropoda, Insecta, Coleoptera, Chrysomelidae. The coding region runs from base 1 to 720 and encodes 239 amino acids. The record is from RefSeq and is a predicted model, not a curated record.